AAAUGACAGGUGACAUUUCCUAACAAAGUCCGCUUGCCGAUGCCGAAAAUUAAAAAAGAAUCCGUUGAGUGUUGUUAUUAUUUAAUUUUAAAGUUUUAUUUUUUAAAUAAAAAUGUCUUUCGAUUUGAAUUCUAUUAGCAAGGCAUUAAACGAGCCAAACAGAACGGAGAGCGGCGUCGAUUUCAGUGGAAGAUCAUUGAAAUUAGACUCGGAACAAGAUGCACAGCCAAUCAUAGAAGCGAUCAACGCCUGCCCAAACCUCCAUUACCUGACCCUAACCGGUAAUACACUGGGUGUUGAAGCCGCUAAAGCUAUCGCAAAAGCAUUAUCGAGACACCCGGAAUUGAAAGUCGCUCGCUUCAGUGACAUGUUCACGGGGAGGAUGAAGACGGAAAUUCCUCCGGCACUGAGCGCGCUCGGUGAUGGCAUGAUUGAAGCGGGAGCGAGGCUCACAUUAUUGGAUCUCAGCGACAACGCCUUUGGACCGAUCGGAGUCGAGGGUCUGGCUAAGUUACUGCAGAGUGAAGUUUGCUCGGAGUUGCAGGAACUCCGUUUGAACAACAACGGCCUGGGAAUAACCGGCGGAAGGCUAUUAGCGAAGGCCCUGUCGAGUAACACGCUGAGGUUAAAAGUAUUCAUAGCGGGAAGGAACCGACUCGAGAACGACGGGGCCAAGGCUCUGGCUGCUGUUUUUCAGUCGAUGGGCAGUCUUGAAGAGUUGGCUAUGCCGCAGAACGGUAUUUAUCACACUGGGAUAGCGGCGCUGUCGGAGUCGUUCAGACAUUCACCGAAUUUGGAGGUCAUUAACCUUAAUGAUAACACCAUAGGACCGAAGGGGGCUGCCUCCAUCGCUGCGGCGUUGCCGAGAUUAAAAAAAUUAAAAUCAAUAAAUUUCGGCGACUGUCUGUUGAAGAGCGCCGGGGCGAAGGCGCUGGCUCAGGGGAUAAAGGACUACAACGUACUGCUCGAGUCCAUUGAGUUAAGCCACAAUGAGAUUGGUCGGGAGGCUUGCAUGCAACUGGUUGAGGCUCUGACAAUACAACCGGGGGCCAAGGAUAGACUGACAAGAGUUAAUCUGGCCGGCAACAGUUUGGGUGGAGCGGCCAAUAAGAAAAUCAUGAAGGAUAAGCUGGGAGCCUCCGCUGAACUCAGCGAUGGAGAAGGAAGUGACGAGGAAUAUGAGUCGGAGUCGGAACAUUCUGACUACCAGUCUGGAGCGUCGGAGGACAGCGCCACGGAGGACGCCAGACACGCGGACACCAGCCUCGAGGAGCACGAGGACCUGGACAGGACUGGCAUAGAGGAAGUAGAGACGGAUAUUGGGAGAUUUCUCAAAGAUCCAACCUUAGAGAACCUGAGCCGCCUGGGCGGUGAUAUAGCAGAGGUCAUUGACGCACAUUUACAGAACAUCAAGGACCCGGAGAGUCUCACCGUAUCAUAUGUGGAGGCGUUGUGUUGUGUUUGGGGAGCCAGCGAGGGCGACAGUCAGAGGAAGCUAUGCCGGACCACCAUACAGAGAGCCCCGCAGCAGUGGAUACUGGCCAACAACAUGCUCAGGGCACUGCAACUCAUUAAGUCUGAAAACAAGGAUUACAAAAUAAGAUGGAAGGUGCCAUCGUGUUACAAAGCACUCGCAAAGGAAAUCGACGAGGCCUACUUCCCUCACGCCCUCAGAGACACGCUAAAGUUCUUCAUCGCGAGCAAGAUGGCGUCACUUCCGCCGGAAAUCAGAACAGUUGUAGAGAAACAUCCCAAUUUGUACACAUAAUAAAUUGUUAGGCGUGA
Molecule: messenger RNA, 1785 nt
Organism: Danaus plexippus (monarch butterfly)
Lineage: Eukaryota; Metazoa; Arthropoda; Insecta; Lepidoptera; Nymphalidae
Product: ran GTPase-activating protein 1-like
Exons: 12
Coding region: 113-1768 (551 amino acids)
Biological process (GO): activation of GTPase activity; nucleocytoplasmic transport; signal transduction
Cellular component (GO): cytosol; perinuclear region of cytoplasm; nucleus
Molecular function (GO): small GTPase binding; GTPase activator activity
Source: RefSeq, a predicted model, not a curated record